AUGUGCCAGUACUCCCCCGCGUAUGUUGGUGAUACCGAUGGUGAUGUGAGUGCUUGGGAGUUGAAAGUUGACGACCAGAUGGACACGGACACGGACACGGACACGGACGACGCUGCAUCUGCAUGCAAUGACAGAUGGUGUUUGGUAGGCAGAGUUACCCUAUUACAUAUGCUUCCGGAAAACCAGUUUAUGAUAACAAGGAAAUAUCAUAGCAAAUGGCUUAACACGGUUAUGGUGCUCGCUUUCCACCCAAAUGAUGAUGAUAUCUUGUAUUUAGAGUUUUCUCAACGCAUCAUCAUGUGCAACAUUCCCUAA
Molecule: messenger RNA, 315 nt
Organism: Prunus armeniaca (apricot)
Lineage: Eukaryota; Viridiplantae; Streptophyta; Magnoliopsida; Rosales; Rosaceae
Source: the annotation of a GenBank genome assembly